Aureococcus anophagefferens is the source of this 1959-nucleotide messenger RNA. RefSeq lists its product as hypothetical. Gene Ontology annotation, molecular function: protein binding. Lineage: Eukaryota; Pelagophyceae; Pelagomonadales; Pelagomonadaceae. Bases 1 to 1959 code for a protein of 652 amino acids. The record is from RefSeq and is a predicted model, not a curated record. The transcript is spliced from 6 exons.
AUGAAUGGUCUUGGAUUAUUGUACAACAAUGGAAGUGGCGUCAAGCUGGACAAGAAGAAGGCGGAGCGGCUGUUUCGCAUGGCCGCAGAUCGGGGCGACGCAGACGCGCAAUGCAAUUUAGGGGCUUUCUUUCAUUCUGAGGAGAGAGUUGAAGAAGGGUUCCGGUACUUCGCGCUCGCGGCGGAUCAAGGCUAUACUUAUGCGGAGUCCAACCUUGGCCUUUGUCGGUUGGGCGUCGUGAAAUCCGAUAAGAAAGCCGCGAAAAUUUGGAUGCGCGCCGUGGAGCUCGGGGACGUGGAUGCGAUGGUAGAACUUGGUGAAUUGUACUACGCCGGGUUGGGCGUCAAGCUGGACAAGAAGAAGGCGGAGCGGCUGUAUCGCGCGGCUGCAGAUCGGGGCGACGCGCUCGCGCAAUCCAAUAUAGGGGCUUUCCUUCACUCUGAGAAAAAACUUGAAGAGGCGUUCCGGUACUACGCGCUCGCGGCGAAUCAAGGCUAUACCUCUGCAGAGCAUAACCUUGGCGUUUAUUGCAGCUACGGAGCAGGCACGGAAGUCGACCUCGGCAAAGCCAGAUACUGGUUCGAGCGCGCCGCUGCCAAGGGCUUCCAGCCAGCUAUAGAGUCCAUCGCGCGCCUCGACGCGCAAGACGCGCGCCGAGUCAUGUCGUGGCGGGAGAAGAAGUUGGAGUAUGAGACUCGCAUGGCCCGAGCGAGGGGCAAGAAACUCGACACUCUCAAGACCUGCACGAUCUGCGGCGCCGACAAGGCCAAGGCGUGCAAAGGUUGCGGCACGACGGCCUACUGUUCGACGGACUGCCAACGCAUCGACUGGCGCGACCGGGGCCACCGGAAGUUGGGCCUCGUGAAAUCCGAUAAGAAAGCCGCGAAGAUUUGGAAGCGCGCCGUGGCGCUCGGCGACGUGGAAGCGAUGAAUAAUCUUGGGACAUUGUACGACAAUGGAAGUGGUGUCAAGCUGGACAAGAAGAAGGCGGAGCGGCUGUAUCGCGCGGCCGCAGAUCGGGGCGACGCGUUCGCGCAAAACAAUUUAGGGGCUUUACUUGAUACUGAGAAGAAAUUUGAAGAAGCGUUCCGGUACUACACCCUCGCGGCGAAUCAAGGCGAAACAUUUGCAGAGAAUAGCCUUGGCUGUUGUUACCUGUGGGGAGAAGGCACGGAAGUCGACGUCGGCAAAGCCAGAUACUGGUUCGAGCGCGCCGCUGCCAAGGGCCACGAGAAAGCGAGAGGGAACCUCGCGGAACUCAACGCGCAACUCGGGAACGUGAGCGCGAUGGUACGACUUGCGGAAUUGUACAACGAGGGGUUGGGCGUCAAGCUGGACAAGAAGAAGGCGGAGCGGCUGUAUCGCACGGCCGCAGAUCGGGGCCACGCGGUCGCGCAAGCCAAUUUAGGGUUUUUACUUGACUCUGUGAAGAAACAUGAAGAAGCAUUCCGGUACUACGCGCUCGCGGCGGAGCAAGGCUUCACCUUGGCAGAGGCUUGCCUUGGCAUUUGUUACAGGGACGGAGACGGCACGGAAGUCGACCUCGGCAAAUCCAGAUACUGGUUCGAGCGCGCCGCCGCCAAGGGCAACGAGCUCGGGGACGUGGACGCGAUGGAAUCUCUCGCGGAAAUGUACGGGAAAGGACUCGGCGUCAAGCUGGACAAGAAGAAGGCAGAGCGGCUGUAUCGCACGGCCGCAGAUCGGGGCUCCGCGUUCGCGCAAAACAGAAUAGCCUGUUUACUUGAUCUUGAGAAGAGAAUGGAAGAAGCGUUCCGGUACUACGCGCUCGCGGCGGAUCAAGGCGCAACUUUUGCAGAGAAUAGCCUUGGCUGCUGUUACAGGGACGGAGAAGGCACGGAGGUCGACCUCGGCAAAGCCAGAUACUGGUUCGAGCGCGCCGCUGCCAAGGGCGACGAGCCAGCUAUAGAGGCCCUCGCGCGCCUCGAAGCGCAAAUAUAG